Molecule: messenger RNA, 4114 nt
Organism: Penaeus chinensis
Lineage: Eukaryota; Metazoa; Arthropoda; Malacostraca; Decapoda; Penaeidae
Product: Golgi membrane protein 1-like
Exons: 14
Coding region: 251-2434 (727 amino acids)
Biological process (GO): telomere maintenance via recombination; double-strand break repair; telomere maintenance via telomerase
Cellular component (GO): extrinsic component of postsynaptic early endosome membrane; glutamatergic synapse; condensed nuclear chromosome
Molecular function (GO): double-stranded telomeric DNA binding; plus-end-directed microtubule motor activity; G-quadruplex DNA binding
Source: RefSeq, a predicted model, not a curated record
UGUGUACACUCGUCCGAAGAUAUCAAUUGCUGGUGACAUAGACUUACCUACGUAUCAUCUUGCUUGAAAGGUCAAACGCUCCCGCCCAAUUUCGAACUUUCUGUGACCAUCUUAUUGCAUAAAUGUUACAUCUGAACGUAUGAUAUAAAGGGAUAUACUCUUAAGAACAAAAGUAAGGCGAAAGAAAAUAGUGGACAGCAGGUGAAGCCAAGUAGACGGAAUCGCACGACGUGGUUGUGUGGCAGCGAAGAUGCUCCGAAGAGGCACGGGGCGAACUCCCCCAUUCAUUUUGGUGGGUCUCGUGGUCAUUGGGCUCAUAUUAGCCUUCAAUUGUUGGACUCUCUCGUCGCAGAAUUCCGACUUGCAACAGGAGAUAGAGAAAAUACAAGCCGAGGUCAAAAUCAGUGCCGUCAAGCAGGAACAGUCAGAAAAGAAGAAUGCAGCCCUUGGGGAAACUAUCCAUGAGAUGGAAGAGCUCUCCGGCAAACUCAAGCAGAAGCUCAAGGAUGAAGAUGACGCACUUUCCAAAUCAGACAAGAAUAAUCGUGAGAAGAGCUAUGAGAUCACAAGCCUGAAGAAUCAGGUGGCCAAGUUCGAGGAACAGAUUCUCUCCCUAACCCAACAAGUGGAGGAACGAGAGGUGGAGCUUAGCAAAGCCAAGGAGACCAACACACAUCUGGCCUCAGAGCGUGAUGAUGCCGUGGAGGCUAUUGCAGAGAAGGACACCCUCAUUAACACCCUCAAGAGACAGUUAGAACAGGUGACAGUGAAAAGAUCUCAUCUCACACUCUCCCUGGCAACAUGUAAUUCAGAACUGGUCACACUUAAGAAAGAGUGUGAGGAGUCUCAAAGGGCAGCUGAUGAAUUAGCUGAUAUUAUAGUCCAGGCCAAGCGUGAUGUGCAGUUGGAGUACGAUUCAAAACUAAGCCAAGCAAAGGAGCAGCUUGUGGAGGAAAAGGGUCGCAGCAGCUCCUUACAGUACUCUGUGGAUGACCUACAGAAGAAACUGACCCAAUCAUUUGGUGAUUUGACUGAGUGCCAAGAUAAAGUUGCAGAGAUUGAGUCCUCCCUGAAAGCUCAGGAGGCCAAGGAAGUGAAGGAAAAGUCAAGAAGUGCCAUUCUGGAGAACUCUGUCUCGGAUCUGAACAGCAAAUUGACUCAGACCUUGGCGGAGUUGACAGAGUGUGAAGAUAGUGUGGUUAAGCUCAAAAACUUGGCUGAAGCUCAUGAGGCUGAGCUCUCGAAGGCGCAGAAGGAGGUGGCGGCAGUGAGGAAAGAGAAGAUGGCGGUGGCAAAGCCCGAGAUGGUCCCUGGGGCCAUGAACCUGCCUGGAAUACAGCACAAAGAUCCCUACCUCGGCCCUGGCCAGCUUGGGUAUGUCCAACGGGGGGUGGUGCAGACCCGUGAUAAGGGGCUGGAUGGUAUCACCUUCCACCGGGGACUGCCCAUCCUCCCGCGGGACUCCCCCAAUUCCCCUCGCAAGCAACCCAGAUUCAGUGUAGCUGACAUAGCCAAGGAGAUGAAAAUAGCAGAAAAUGAACCAGAUGCAGGUGUUCUAGCCAACCCUCAGGCCAUUGUACCCCAUCAUCUUGCAGACAACCACGGCAUUGGACAAGCAGCUGCAGGAGGAAUCUUAGGAUUGCCCGAGUUUAGGGCCUUGCCCCUGCCUGCCCAAAGGCGAGGGAUGAUCACCCGAAGUCACCUGGCCCCCCCGCCCAGGGUUGUACCUGUCCCAGGCCCAGAUGUCAUGGAAAGACCAGCUCCCCCAGUAGCUAACAAUAACUUGCCGAUCCAGCCCCCUGAGGGUAUGGAGGGUGAAGGCAACCAGAACAACCUGCUUGCAAAUAAUAAUGGGCCUGCAGUAGUGGAGCGGCCCAACCCUCCAGUGGGCAACGCUCCCAUCCAGGCUCCUGAACACCCACCUGAGGGCGAAGGGCAACAAGUGGUAAACGAUGUGUUAGCACCUCCUCCCCAGCACCUCGAUGGUCUGAAAUCCAAUGACGUGCAUGCAGAAGAUGGUGCAAAUUUGCUUAAACUGCGGCACGAAAAGGAAGACGAGGAAGAGAAAGGGAAUAAAGCUGAGGAAGAUUUGAACGAUGGCAAUAAACAAGACAAUUUGGACGCGGCAAUAGACGAGGAGGAGAAGAUCGUGGAAGAUUUAAUGGACGACCAGGACGAGGAGGGUAAUGAGGUAAAACGCAAUAAUGAAGAAGUCCUGGAUGAGGACAAUGCCCUGGAGGACCUCAAGGACCACCCUAGGGUCGGCAACCUGGUGGGGGGACUCAAGGUCCCCCUUGGGUUCCACCCAGAAGAGGCCAACCCCCAAGACAUGAACAUGGAGGAGGACAUCAUUGGCAAUCAAGGCAAUUACUAUGAUGGUAACAUUGAUAAUAACAACAUUAGAAAUCUUCAGAGACCUCCAGAUUUUCAUUAACAAAUUAUUUUUUUCUCUCUAUCCUUUUUUGUCUAUGGAAUGAACUGCCAUUGGAACCUCUUACAGAGGAGACUUUGCAGUUAUUCUUUUGCUAUUUAUUUUGCUAGAUGUAGGAGUGUUAGUAGCUAGUAGGGGGUUGAAAUAUUUACAAGGGAUUAUAUGUAUACAUAUAUGUAUAUAUAGAUAUAUAUAUAGAUAUAUAUAUAUGUAUAUAUAUAGAUAGAUAGAUAGAUAUAUAUAGAUAUAUAUAUGUAUAUAUAUAUAUAUAUAUAUAUAUAUAUAUAUAUAUAUAUAUAAAGGCAUAUAUAUAUAGAUAGAUAUAUAUAGAUAUACAGAUAUAGAUAUGCAAAGUAUAGGUCUUUGACAAUAAUUUUUCAUUAAUCCAACAGUUUAUAAGAGCAUGAUCAAAUGAAGUCAGUAAUAUGCAGUUGCUGAAUUUAGCUUACGCUCUGAUACUUUUAGCAAUGUAACAUGGAAAAAUUGGGACCAGUUUUUGGUAAUACAAGAUUAUUAAUGCAUUUUUGUGUUAAGUAGCAGUUUGAGUUUGGAUGGGGGUUAGAGUAGCAUAGUAUAGAAAAAUUGAUAUUUUGUGUUUGUUCAAAAACUAAAAUAAUUUAUUGCAUAUUUUAUGCUUUGGUAUCUUAAGAAGAACAAAAUGAUAUAGAAACUCCCUUCACAUGAAACAAAGGCUGGCCUUUUUAUGUAUUUUAGUAAAAGUGCCAUAUUCCAUAUGCAGAAACAUCUGUAUAUGAAGAGGAGUACUUUGUAAGAUUUUGAUUUACAAUGAAUGCAACCCUGAUUUUGAUGACUAUAACUAUUUGUAUUACAUGUAUGAUUUUGCUGUGUACCCUUAGAGAGAUGUAUGGCUGCCAAACCUUGUCCUGUCACAGCUAAUUUUAUAUUGCCUUAUCUCAUCUGAACCUAUUAAAACACACCAUAUAAGAGUUAUGAAACUUGACCCAUACAUCACACAACUUCUGUUACUUGACAUUGUCUAACUCAUAUAUCAUGAAUGUCAUCCAAUUAGAUAGUGAGAUUACAAAUUAUGCAUACAUGUUUAUUUUGGUGAAGAAGGUAAGUCAGAUUCUUAGUAUAUUAUAUAUGCAAAUAUGUGCCCGUAUUAGUUUGCAAAUUCAGCAGAAAUAAAAGCGAACUUUUGAAGUUUGACAUGUACGAAUUUGAAGUUGUUGCGGGGGUUCUUUAUAUAUUAUUUUACUUGAAAGAAACAUUGGGGAAAAAAGGUUUGAGGAAUCUGAGUUGUUCAAUGUUGAAAUUUAAUACAAAGUCAUCCUUCAAAUACUAAGCAUUACAUUACUACAAGAGUUAGUAUAUAGACACUGCAUAGUUAAUUCUACAGUGAUUGCAGUCUUGUUACAUCUACUUUUUUGAGGUAGAAUUUCAUAAUCCUUUUUGUACUUAAAUCAAGCAAACCUUAAGUAGAAAUUAGUAUAGAUAUAAUGUCUGGAUUUUUGAUUUGGACCUUGGAACACUGCAUUGAGUGUCUUUCAAGAGGGGACAUUGUUCAGAUUUAAUGAAAAUAUAUUUUGAAUUUAUGUGCAUGAAAUGACCUAUAGAUUUGUCAUCUUUUUAAAGAAUGGGAUGCAUUCAUAAGUGGUUCUUUGCCUUGUAAAUCCUGUGGAAUUUUGUAAUUAUAUGUAGCUGUUUGAAACAUUGUCUGAA